Molecule: messenger RNA, 1115 nt
Organism: Myxocyprinus asiaticus (Chinese sucker)
Lineage: Eukaryota; Metazoa; Chordata; Actinopteri; Cypriniformes; Catostomidae
Product: transmembrane protein 272-like
Exons: 5
Coding region: 138-710 (190 amino acids)
Source: RefSeq, a predicted model, not a curated record
UUCCGUAUGUUCGCAUCUAGCUGAAUUAUAAGAACGCUCAUCGAAUAGGGAGUCUUUCUAGCUUCGGUAAGUUAUUUGAGCCUCGUUUAGGAUUGCUGUUGUUUUCUGCCAUACUACACUGUUGGAACUGCUUCGGGAUGAGAGAAAUUAGAGAAGGUCAGAGUGAAAAAAAGAGGAUGGAAGACCGGAGUUUACUGCAGAAUAUUCGCAGACCACCCAAACUCAGCACACCUGUUCUAAUAAUCUCCAAACUAAUUGUGAUCGCCUUGCCCAUCGCUCAGGUAUCGAUUGGUGCAAUAUAUCUGCACGACUGUCCAAAGCAGCCCUAUAUCCCCAUCUAUCUGCUGGUGUCAGGUGCGUUUGCACUGUUGCUGGGCCUGUUGUCUUGCCUGCCAUGCACUCAGGAGCCAGAGGAGGGCACUCAAACUCCUCUGAGCAGUCUCUGCACGGCCUGGAACUCACUGGUGUCGCUCUUCCUUUUCUGCUGGUUCAUCACUGGUAACGUAUGGAUCUACUCCAUUUACCAGCCUUCUUACAAACCUGACACAGACCAGUAUUGCAAUAAAACGCUGUAUCUGUUUGCUUUCUGGACCACCACACUGGUCUAUAUUUUGCUGGGCAUCAUCUUCAUAGGAGGUUGCUGUAUGUUAUUCUGCAUGUGUUUGUUUGGAAGUCUGGGAUUAAGUAGAAAUGUGGAUGAUGAUGUGUGAUUGAAAGGACCAACAGUCAAACCAACACUGAUGUUAGUAUAGUUUAUUCUUCUGUGCACUUAGCAGUUUGAGGCCUACUAAUUUUUGCUGAACUUUUGCACUAUUGAUAAGAGGCCAUUGGCAGAGAUUGGGAGUUUUUCUGAAGACGAGUGAAUUUGCUGUCUGAAUAAAUUGCAUGGUAGCCUGUGUUGGAUUUUGCACUUAAGAAUAUUGUGAAAUGCUCAAUAAAGAAAAAGAGAUUAAUAAAUUAAUACAAAAGAUCAUCUUACCCAGCAUUCAGUUUGUUCUUUUUUUGUGUGUGGGUAUAAUCACCUCUAAACUGUAUUAUUCAAUGUUAUACUAGGCAACCGAUUUCAUACAUAUCCAUGCUAGUUUCCUGUCUCUCAUGAUAUUCCGUGGUUUCUU